AAAUCACUCUCUUAUAAAUCUAUCUUUUCUUGUUUCCUGUUCCUCCGCCUUUCUUUUCUCUCUUUUCCAGUCAUCUGUAGCUCCAUACCAAGAACCGUCUACAGCGCUAUAUAUGUCUGGAGCAUCUCCUUCCUCCUUGGAGCCUCAGAGCCACCUUGACCUUCCAACAGGGAGCACACGGCCUCGCACUCGGAGCAACAACAUUGACCAUACCCAGCCCCAGUCUCCGCAGCGCCUACUCCAUCCAAUACAGACACAGCCACAGCAGCUGCAGUGUGAGCAACAACCAAACAGCAGCCCGGAGCUCCAAGUUGUCUCGCCAUCCACGGCUGCACUUGAUCAGAUCUUGCUAGACCUGUCGCAACAGCAUCACACUCAUUCAAAUCAAGGUUUCUCAUCCACAACAUCCCUGGGCGACACAACACAUGGAACACAAUCCUCAAGCGAUUCAGCUUCAAGCGAUUCAGCUUCAAGCGAUUCAGCUUCAAGCGAUGCACGUCUAUAUUCCAUGAAACAAGACGCACUUCUGGCUAUGGCCAGAAACAGUAGCAGCAAUACUAGCACGCCGUCACAUACAAGGAUCGUCUUUCCUUCGAGCGCCAGAGCAGAAUACUUCACUAUCCCAAACAGCCCAGGGACCGUCCACUAUUCAAGUAGUAGUAUCUACGGCAAUGGAGGGACCAACUCUACAGGAAGUCAAACCAGUCUAGCUCCUUCUAAUGGUAGCCUCAGUACACACAUUGGCAGCAGCCCAUUGCAGUAUCGACCUCACACCCCGCUAAAAUCGUCUUUCUCGCCUUCGAUCUCCUCGGACCAUCCUUCGGACACUGUAAUGAUAUCUCCUUCUGCAUCAUCAAACGCUCAUGGAGAGACAGGAGCAUCAAUCGCAAAAUCUGCUUCAGAAAACUCAUUUGAAACAAAUACGGGCGCACAAACACCGGCACUUUUCAAGUCCCUUUCAACCAAGAAGACUGGGCGAAACCCAUACAUGAGCAACGAAAAACAGUUGGGGCCUCUGCCGACAAUAAACCGUCAGAGCGGACUAGGACGGCGUAAGUCUCUUUUUAUUUAGUUCACAACAAACGGAUCCUAUCCCUAGGAGGUGCUACUUCAGCUUGCUCGACGCUCGUGGGAAUUCGGAUGGAAGGUCGAAAUAGUGCGACAAUGAGCCACGUAUGAUAAUGAAUGAUAUUGAUCUACUUAGUCUCAAUGGGGGAGAAGGCUUCCGAUAAUGAAAGAGAGCAGCUUUUUAACAUACAUGCAAUCAACCCUCAGUUCUCAUAAAAUCCCCAUUAUUGGAUCCAGAGUAUCUAGACGACAUUAACCAUUACACUACUAACAUAUCGUUGUGGGUCCAUUCAAACAUAACGAAUGCGGACUAAUAUCGCAAAUUAUAGCAUCAUGAACUCACCCUCUAAUUGCAUCACUGCCGUAUUUGUUUUGGACAUUCAAUA
Molecule: messenger RNA, 1454 nt
Organism: Lobosporangium transversale
Lineage: Eukaryota; Fungi; Mortierellomycota; Mortierellomycetes; Mortierellales; Mortierellaceae
Exons: 1
Coding region: 113-1072 (319 amino acids)
Source: RefSeq, a predicted model, not a curated record